Messenger RNA from Mya arenaria, 975 nucleotides. RefSeq lists its product as uncharacterized. The record is from RefSeq and is a predicted model, not a curated record. NCBI's taxonomy places the organism in Eukaryota, Metazoa, Mollusca, Bivalvia, Myida, Myidae. Gene Ontology annotation, molecular function: sequence-specific DNA binding. The transcript is spliced from 4 exons. The coding region runs from base 274 to 975 and encodes 233 amino acids.
AACACCGUUGAUUUGGCUUAAGAUAUGUCUAUUUAUAACGUCUGAACUGAAAAUUCCGAACUUUUGCGAAUAUUUACGAUGUAGUAGCCGACUAAUCAUAUUCGCAUAUUGUACUUUUCCGAUAUUGUCCAUCAUCGGGAAAGUCCGGUUUCUCAUUCGUAAAUUUUCGUCGUGACGUCAGAGUCGUUACUCGUCUCCGCCAUAUUGUUUAUUUACAUUGAAAAGAACGACACGGAUGUUAGUUUAAGUGUGGAAUAUUAAUUAGUGUAAACAAUGGGACGGUCUCGGUGUUGUGUUGGGGGAUGUAGCAAUGUGCCAGGAAAUGGAAUUAGUCUGCACACAUUUCCCAAAGAAGAGAAACUCCGGAAACAAUGGAUUCGUUCAAUUCAGAUGACUGGGUCUGAGUGUUCAAGGGCCGGAUGGCAAGGUCCCUCGAAAAACGGUUCCGCAAAUGCACAGCUUGUGUGUUCUGAGCAUUUUGAGUUGACAAUGUUCACGAUGACUACCAGAACUAAAUGGAGUCUCGGUCUAGCCUAUAGAACUGCUUUAAUAGACGAAGCUAUCCCCACAUUAUUUGGCGACAAAGUUAGGAAAAGCAACCUUGACCAAGUCCAAGCAAGACCGGUAGUGCGCAAACGAGAAGUGAGGAGGAUACUGAGUGACUACAACCAGAAAGGCCAAGUUGAUAAAUCAACUGCUGUAACGUAUACAGAUGCUGUUCCAGAUUUAUCUCCUGUUAAUCUAGGUGACAUGACCGCCAACCCUCCAUCCACUGAGUUUCCAGUUGACGCAGUUGAAUUAGACAUGGACAUGGAGUUGGACAACAGUAAAAGAACUGUCAUGCAGAGCGCUGAAAUACCACCUCCCGUUGACCAGUCUUCAACAGUAGCCUCAGCCCUUAACCUUCAACAAGACCUAGAAACUCACAGUACUGAUGCUAAGAUCCAGUCAAAGGUACAUAUAGAAAAUCGUUGA